GUCCAGGUGCACCUGAGCUGCGAGCAAAGGAGUCUCUGUCAGAGGAGGGCUGGCUGGGGCCACAGCAGAGCGGACUGACGGAGGAAGUAGAUUUUGGAAGGGCCCAGCGGGUGUUGGAGCAGCUCACCAAGGAUCCACCUGCCUGUCCACUCCCUUAGGGACCUGAUGGAGGAGCUGGUAGGGCUUCGUGAGGGCUCUUCGGGGAACCCUGUGACUCUUCAGGAGUUAUGGGGCCCGUGUCCCCGCAUCCGCCGAGGCAUCCAAGAUGGCCUGGAGUGGCUGAAGGAGAAGCUGUUCCGCGUGGGUGAGGACUGGUACUUCCUGACAACCCUCGGGGUGCUCAUGGCCCUGAUCAGCUACGCCAUGAGUUUUGCCGUCGGGCGUGUGGUCCGAGCGCACAAGUGGCUGUACCGGGAGAUUGGGGACAGCCACCUACUCCGGUAUCUCUCCUGGACGAUGUACCCCGUGGCCCUGGUCUCCUUCUCCUCGGGUUUCUCCCAGAGCAUCACGCCCUUCUCAGGAGGAUCUGGAAUUCCGGAGCUGAAGACAAUCUUGUCGGGUGUGGUCUUGGAGGACUACCUGGAUAUCAAGAACUUUGGGGCCAAGGUGGUGGGUCUCACGUGCACCCUGGCCACUGGCAGCACCCUCUUCCUGGGCAAAGUGGGCCCCUUCGUGCACCUGUCUGUGAUGAUCGCUGCCUACCUGGGCCGCCUGCGCACCAAAGCCAAAGGGGAGUCAGAGAACAAGAACAAGCAGAACGAAAUGCUGGUGGCUGCAGCGACGGUGGGCGUGGCCACGGUGUUCGCAGCGCCCUUCAGCGGCAUCCUGUUCAGCAUCGAGGUCAUGUCUUCCCACUUCUCCGUCUGGGAUUACUGGAGGGGCUUCUUCGCUGCCACCUGCGGGGCCUUCAUGUUCCGCCUCCUGGCUGUCUUCAACAGCGAGCAGGAGACCAUCACCUCGCUCUACAAGACCAAUUUCCGGGUGGAUGUCCCCUUCGACCUGCCAGAGAUUUUCUUUUUUGUGGCGCUGGGGGCCAUCUGUGGCAUCCUGAGCUGUGCUUACCUCUUCUGUCAGCGGAUGUUUCUUGGCUUUGUCAAGACCAACCAGGUCUUCUCCAAGCUGCUGGCCACCAGCAAGCCUCUGUAUUCAGCGCUGGCGGCCUGGGUUCUCGCCUCCAUCACCUACCCGCCGGGCGUGGGCCGCUUCAUGGCUUCUCGGCUGUCCAUGAAGGAGCACCUGGACUCACUAUUUGACAACAACUCAUGGGCGCUGAUGACCCGGAACUCAUCCCCACCCUGGCCCACAGAGCCCGACCCCCAGAACCUGUGGUUCGAAUGGUACCAUCCACAGUUCACCAUCUUUGGGACCCUCACCUUCUUCCUGGUGAUGAAGUUCUGGAUGCUGAUUCUGGCCACCACAAUCCCCAUGCCCGCUGGCUACUUCAUGCCCAUAUUCAUCUUGGGAGCUGCCAUCGGGCGCCUCAUCGGGGAGGCCCUCUCUCUUGCCUUUCCAGAAGGCAUUGUGGCCGGAGGGGUCACCAACCCCAUCAUGCCUGGGGGGUAUGCCCUGGCAGGGGCUGCGGCUUUCUCAGGAGCUGUGACUCACUCCAUCUCCACGGCAUUGCUGGCCUUCGAGCUGACUGGCCAGAUCGUGCACGCUCUGCCUGUGCUGAUGGCGGUGCUGGCAGCCAAUGCCAUCGCCCAGAGCUGCCAGCCCUCCUUGUACGAUGGCACCAUCAUUGUCAAGAAGCUGCCGUACUUGCCGUGGAUCCGGGGCCGAAAGAUCAACUCUCACCGUGUAACUGUGGAGCACUUCAUGAACUGUACCAUCACCACGCUGGCCAAGGACACACCGCUGGAGGAGGUGGUCAAGGUCGUGACCGCCACAGACACAGCCGAGUACCCGCUGGUGGAGAGCACAGAGUCUCAGAUCCUGGUGGGCACCGUGCAAAGGGCACACUUGGUGCAGGCACUCCAGGCUGAGCCACCCUCCUGGGCUCCAGGACACCAGCAGUGUCUCCAGAACAUCUUGGCUGAGGGCUGCCCCAUAGAGCCAGUGACCCUGAAGCUGUCCCCAGAGACCUCCCUGCACCAGGCACAUAACCUCUUCCAGCUGUUGAAACUUCAGUCCCUCUUCGUGACGUCUCGGGGCAGAGCUGUGGGCUUCGUGUCUUGGGUGGAGUUGAAGAAAGCAAUUUCCAAUCUGACAAACCCUCCGGCCCCAAAGUGAGCCAGCCUGGCAAGAUGAAACAAAGGGCCCCUCAGCUGCCCUGGUGAAGGAAACUGGGCAGAGACCCUGCUUCUCUCUCUUAUCACAACACACCCCUCCCCUCCAGCCCAGCUCAACUCCUUGGCGAAGCAGGCAGCUAACCUAACACUGAAGAGGGCCCCACAGUCACCAUGUCCCUUCUUUGGUGGGACAAGGGCUACAUGCCUUGAAGAACAAAUUCCACCCUGGACAAAGCUCAGAAUGCAAGAUAGCAGAAAACCAGCAUAUGGUGGGUUCUCAAUGAAGGCAUCAAAUUCACAAAUGAAGAGCUUAGUAUAUGCUGUUAUCAAGGGCAGGCACAGAUGUGCUCUGGGGGCUGUAUGACUCCCAACCAGAAGUUCCCAAGAAAAAAUAAAGCUGAUUCACAGA
This is a messenger RNA of Camelus dromedarius (Arabian camel), 2637 nucleotides long. RefSeq names its product chloride channel protein ClC-Ka. Lineage: Eukaryota; Metazoa; Chordata; Mammalia; Artiodactyla; Camelidae. The coding region runs from base 166 to 2229 and encodes 687 amino acids. The transcript has 20 exons. Gene Ontology annotation, biological process: transmembrane transport; chloride transport. The record is from RefSeq and is a predicted model, not a curated record. Gene Ontology annotation, molecular function: voltage-gated chloride channel activity. Gene Ontology annotation, cellular component: plasma membrane.